CGCGCCUCCCCGGCGGCGGCUCAUUCUCCUCCGUGAGCUCCUCCAUGAGCGGAGACAAGGAACCAGGAAAUUGACCAAGGAUGGAUGAAUCUCAAGUUCAAGAAGGAGUUGAUCCAAAAACUGCUUGUAGAUUAGAGAUCCUUGUCAACUCAUACUUCAGUAUUAUAGAUGGCAAAAAGGUUUAUAGUAAGGGUAGGACUGUAAGUUGGGUUGUUGAUUCUGAAAAGUAUGCACUAAUUGAUCUGCACAAGGAUAUUGCUCCAUACUUCACAUGGGCCAGCGACCAAAAGGCAAACUUUUGGGUUGUUGAUUCAAAGCAGCAUAUGAAAUGCAGGUUAGAUACUGACAAUCAGCUUCUUGAAUUGCUAAGGGCAUCGCAAGUGGUUAAGUUGUUCAUGGUAGUGGGUGCAUGGGAAGAGGGCCAUGUUGAGACCAAUGUUGCCGAUGAGGACAUGAGUGCUGCUACCAAGGUGGUUGAGGAGGAGAUCAAAGUUGAGGGGUUUGCAUGGGCAGAAGUACCAACAUAUGGAGAAACAACUGCAGGGCCACCAAUGGCUGAAGAGGAAGAAAAAGAACACUUCAUGACUUUUGGGUGUGAUCCUCAUGGAGAUGAACCAGCUGGAGUAGAUGAAGAGUGGAGGUACUUCAAAAAGGUGGAUGAUGCCGCCCGUGAGUCAAAGCCAACCGAAAAAAAUGCAGUAGAAGUGAAUAAAAGAAAGAGGGCAAGGCCUAUUCCAGAAUUUGAUACUGAAUGUGUUCAAGAUGAUGAGACUGGAGCGAGAGAUGAUUAUUUUGUGCCAUACACAACACAUGAUCUAGAGAAUCCAGUCAUCAAGGAAAAAGAUACAUUUGGUGAUAAAGAAGAGUUUAUCCAGAUUAUGAGAACAUAUGCCAUCAAAAAUUCAUUUGAGACCAUGGUUGAACAUAGUGACACAACUAGAUACAGGGCAAGGUGUGCAGCUGAAGACUGUGAGUGGAGAGUUUAUGCGAAGAAACUUCAUGGUGGCAACACAUUUAUGGUUGUUAAUCUAUCUUCAUUGGAUGAUCACACAUGUGCCGGUUCAGCCACACUAACGGGACAUCAAGCUUCCACGUCUUGGAUAUCUCGAAGAGCAAAAGAUAUUGUGCAAGAGGAUCCCACUCUGAGUGCAAAGAAGUUACAGAAAAGAUUGCAGACACAAUACAAGAUUGAGAUGUCAUAUUUUAAAGUGUGGGCUGGGAAGAAAGCUGCUAUGAAUGAGCUUCAUGGUACUUGGGAAGAGAGCUUCACAAUGUUAUGGAGAUUCAAAGCAGCUCUAGAAGAAGCUUGUCCAGGAAGCAUUGUUGAUAUCGAUUGCAAGAAGAUCAAUGGACAAAUGCAUUUUUCAAGGAUGUUUGUGUGCAUUAGAGCAUGUGUUGAUGGCUUUUUGGCUGGGUGUAGACCAUAUCUUGGUGUUGAUUCCACACACCUCACUGGUAAGUAUAAUGGACAGUUGGCUGCAGCAACUGCCAUUGAUGGACACAAUUGGAUGUAUCCAGUUGCGUAUGGUAUUUUUGGGAAAGAAAAUAAUGCCAAUUGGGCAUGGUUCAUGACCAACCUCAAGAAAGCAGUUGGCACUCCACCUGGAUUGACGAUCCACACUAAUGCUUGCAAGGGACUAGCAUAUGGUGUCAAGAAAGCCUUUGGAGAUGAUGCAGAGCACCGUGAGUGUUUUAGACACCUAAUGGCUAAUUUUCGAAAGAAGUUCAAGGGUGAGAAUGCUUCAACAAUUGGAUUAAGGAUUACAAAGACCUUCCAGUUGACUAUCUGA
Lolium rigidum is the source of this 1790-nucleotide messenger RNA. RefSeq lists its product as uncharacterized. The record is from RefSeq and is a predicted model, not a curated record. The transcript has 5 exons. NCBI's taxonomy places the organism in Eukaryota, Viridiplantae, Streptophyta, Magnoliopsida, Poales, Poaceae. The coding region runs from base 81 to 1790 and encodes 569 amino acids.